This is a messenger RNA of Oncorhynchus gorbuscha (pink salmon), 5995 nucleotides long. Its product is annotated as protein shisa-6-like. The coding region runs from base 569 to 2311 and encodes 580 amino acids. Gene Ontology annotation, biological process: regulation of AMPA receptor activity; regulation of short-term neuronal synaptic plasticity. Gene Ontology annotation, cellular component: dendritic spine membrane; postsynaptic density; AMPA glutamate receptor complex. The record is from RefSeq and is a predicted model, not a curated record. Lineage: Eukaryota; Metazoa; Chordata; Actinopteri; Salmoniformes; Salmonidae. The transcript has 9 exons.
GGGGGGAGUGAGGGAUGGAGUCGGGUCGGAGCAGAGCGGGGUCUCACGCGGAGCUGAGGUACUUUGGUUCAGUCUGUGGCAGAAUCGAGAGAACCAGUUGCCGGACACCAUCAACGGAAAACAAUCAGCGUUCAACUGUGCAAGAUUUAGAGCUUUGCUAAUAAAGAUAUACUUAUGGUAGAUGGCAUUGUCGGAGACAGCCGGAGGGGAUUCUUCAGCCCAUUUCUCAAGCUGAAUCCAAAUGACACUUCCUCCACCCAAAAGUCCCCCGAUGACCACAGAACUCCACCUAUAUUCGGAGGAUGCUGCAUAGUGUGUGACACGGUCGUCCGACCGCAAUCGACUGGUGCAAGAAGCGUCCUUCCCUCAACCAGAGCAUGACACUCUCAGCAGUGGACAGUUGGAAAAGGGCUUCGGAAAUGAACCCCUGUGGACAGCCGCAAGACUGGGUCAGUGGCAGGAGCACGGCUAGGUAAAGAAGCAGAGGUCUUCGUGUGAGGAGAGAAAGCAUACAACUAAAAAGUGGGGGGCAAACGAUCGCAUCAGCAAAGACAUACCACCUCAAAUCAUGGGGAUACAGCAUCUUCUGCUUCUUUUGAUUUACUUGGACCCGCUGAAUGUACUGUGCGCGGCUACAGCCAACAAGAAGAAAAACGCUCCAAAGCGGAAUCAGAAGAUGAAGGAGGUGAACGGCACGGAGGCGCCUACUGCGGUUCCGCGGCGAAACACUCAGGUCCAGGCACCUUCGAUCGCUACCCAUGACACGUGCCUGGGCUACUAUGACGUGAGCGGAGCGUACGAUAAAGUGUUCGAGUGCAACAAUACCGAGCACCGCUACUGUUGUGGAAGUUGUUUCCUGCGCUAUUGCUGUGCAGAAAAAGGGAAACGCAUAGAACAGAAAACUUGCACAAAUUAUAACACCCCAGAUUGGAUCAAAACGCAGCCUCCCUCCCCGGCACCAACAGGUGACACUUACGACCCUGACUUGGAUCAGACUAACACAACGGUAUACAUCACCUGUGGUGUCAUAGCUUUUAUCAUCCUCAUCGGAGUUUCUGCAAAAGUUGCCUACGACAAAGCAACCAAGCCCCCUCAGGAAAUGAAUGUCCAUAGAGCCCUUGCAGACAUUAUGAGGCAACAAGGACUAAAUAAGGAGAAUGAAAAUAUUGCAGCAUUGGAGGGUUCACCCAAAGACAUGGACACACCUCUCCGAACAUCCAAGAACCAUUACACCCCAGUUCACACCAUGCUAGCAAACCACGGGCACUAUGGGAAAGAGAACUUCCGCCAAGGCCAACUUGAUCAUAACUUCAUCUCCUCUGGAUUCGUGACACUGGGACGACCGCACCUAAAAGCGCAGCACUCUGUAGACGAUUUAGGGCAACUGUCCUGGCAGGGAGAUCUGGACGUUCCUAAUAUCUCCUACAGCAACCACCAACAUGAUUAUCAACAUAGUCACCUGGAUCUUACCCAGGCCCACACACCUAAAAUUGCCCACAGACAAAUGAGACAUGAGAAGCCCCAGCGCAUGAACAACAUCCUAACCUCGCAGACAGAGCCAUACGACCUGGACAUGUCCUUCUCACGCUCCUUCCAGAACCUCACCCACCUGCCUCCCAACUACGAACUGGCGGCAAUGAGCAAAGCUGACUUAAGUAAAUACUCCUCUCUCCACAAAUUAAGUGAUAAGGACAUAGAUGAGUACUACAUGCGGAAGCGACACCAAGACUUGGCAGGUCGGCAGAUUCUGCAGCCGCCCCACAUGGUGAAGCUGAACACAGAGCCCCACCAGCAGCACCGUCAGCGGCCUCACCGUGUCCAGAGGGCCAUGUCCCAGGACCAUGUGCUGUCCCCAGAGAGGACCCCACGCCAUGGCUACGGCCUCUCAGCCUACAACAUGGGUGUCUCUUCCUACGGCAGCCGCAUUCUCUCAGAGGAGCAGCUGCUCUCCGCAGAUCGCCUCCAGUCCCAGGACCCCCUGCUCUCGCCGGACAAGAUGCUGUCGCUGCGGCGCUCCAACUUCCGGGAGAAGGCCAUGUCGCGGGCCAUGUCCCAUGUAGACAUCAACUUUGUGCCCACCACACCUGUCAUAGACCGCAGUGAGCGCUACGCUAAGAUGCAAAAGAUGCACUCCCAUCCCACUACCAUCAACGACUCAUACAACACGCUCACCGUCAACCACCCGACCACCAACAAGAGGCAGCAGUUUGCCUCGCGACGGACACACACGGUGGACCAUCUACAGUACAUCCCAGGCCACCAGCACAACAACCAGUACCGCACGGCCAGUAAGAACGAGGUAACUGUUUAACGAGAGGGUGGCUGGCCAAGGAUUCCUGUGUCAACAGACUGUCAACAGAUGAAAGCAGCAGAUACUUCCAGAGGUGUGCAACCUCACCUUAGGUCUUCUUUUCAAAGUAGCCAACACAUAACCCUUCUUGCUUUCAGCUCAAGCUCUCAGUUUCAUUCAGAUUUGGAUCAUCACAACCAGAAUCAACCACAAAGACAUCAGUACUUUAUCUAUAGGGCAACAUAAGGGCUUUGCACGUUGACACAUAAGGAAUGCUUUAUGUGAGGUUAUCUGUAAGAAGACAAUUUUUUUUUUUAAAAAGUGGAAUUGGAAAGGAACUGGAUCAACUUUAUAAAUAUAUACAUAUAUUUACUAUUUGUAUUUUCAGUCCUUGUUAUAGCUUUAGAAAUUCUUAUUGAACUUAACUGGUGUUAGAACUUCAAGAGGUGCCUCUCGAAAUUGUUCCCAUUUCAACGAUGAAGUGGAUUUGUUGGUUAAAAAGCACAAUUAAUGGGUUUCUUUCUCUGUUGGUUUAUUCUUGUUUUUUGGUAACGGCCAGCACAUAUCAGCUUAUUAGUGGCUAUAGUGGCAAUUUCCAUUGCAUAAAUGAUUGUAAAUAGGCUAUAUUAGCAGAAUUAUACACUAAAUGAGAAGAGCUGGACAAGUGGAAUUGUUGAGUUUCUACCCAAGAGUCUACAGUCUUUUCACAAUUAAAGAUCACAAUUUCAGAUUAGUCCAACCCCUCAACAAAUACUUGAUACUAACAAACAUGUUCAAUAAUGUGUGUGCGUAUGUGUGUAUAUUUUUGUAACUGUGCUUGUAGGAUGAUUGUGUAUGGCUAGGGUUGAAUCAACCUCAUGCCACUGUUAAUUAGCAGCUUUAGACUGUAGGCACACUACUCCACAGGUGACUAUGUAAACUAAUGCUUCUUUCAAUAGCUUCAUUUUCUGCACUCAUUCCCUCGCUAUAUAAUCCAAGUGGAUGACAUCCAUUUUGUUUUGAGUUAGGAAAAGCUGCUUUCAUUUUGAUAUACAGUAUUGUCGUAUAUUUGACUCCAUUCGUCAGAGUUGAAGAAUAAUAGUUGUUGUUAUAUGUUUACAAUUGUUACAUUGUUGCAGGUGUGUUGACGUACCUGAAACAAUCGACAAAGAGGACAUCAAUAUAAUCACUAGCUAAGCAAGGAUUAAAACUGUGAUUCUUAUGUCCAGAUGUUUUCAUUAAAGCAAUGCCUUAUUGUGUGGAAGCCCAUACUCAUGUUCUUAAUUGUACAAUCACGCUUGUGUUUUUAUGUCUUGUGUCUAACAUGUUGAUGCGUAACCAACUUUUUAUGUCAUUUUUUUUCAUCAUAGAUGAUUUACCAGCACUAUAGAAGCACAGAAGGACAGAAUCAGUUUCGGUGAUAUACCUCAGAAAUGAUAGGGCACACAUUUUACAAGGAUGAAAUUCUUAAAUUAACAAAAAUGUUCUUUGAAAAGAAGCAAAGGAAGUGAUUAUUUUAAGCAAAAAAAAUUAAGAAACUAGAAUUGAACAAAAUAUUUCACAUGAUAAAAAAAAUGUCUUCCACAUUUUCAAAUUCAUCCAGACUUCUUUGUGGACUCCCACUGUGUCCUCUUAUACUUAUAGAGUAACAGACCCAUCAAGUACAUGAUUUGUCAUUGUUUUUACUUUUCAACUAUCUCUUCAGUUAACAAGAAAGUCAAAAUAUUAUUGUAAAAUCCUGGGUCAUGGAAAUGGGUAUAUAGACAUUUACUGUAGAGAUGUUGUUAUAUAAAUUUGCUGGUCAUUAACAAUUUCAAACAUUGUCACUGGUGUACUACCUUAAAUGUUAGGAGCUUGCAUAAUAUUGUUACAACUUGUGCAGUGUGUCCAUAUUUAAGACUUGAUUUUGCUUAGAAUUUGUCAUUACAACAGAGGCUAACAUUGCAAUUUUUCUUAGCAAAUUAUAUGCUUAUAUCAUUAUAUGCCUAGCUAUACUAUACUGUAUGUUCACAUGCAAUGUAGACACAGUAGAAAUUGAUGCACUUGAAAUAUUAAGAGCAAUUAUUACACUAGUUUCAAGCCCCUGUAUCAGCUAAGAUAUUGAGAGGAUGGCAACUAAAAUGUCAUUUCUUUUGAGGUUCAAUUUAAGGCCAGAGUACCAAAAGAAACCGUGAUAGUUCAAUAUGGAGUUUCAUAGUCCUUGUCAAGCUCCAGUGAUAGUUCAAUAUGGAGUUUCAUAGUCCUUGUCAAGCUCCAGUGAUAGUUCAAUAUGGAGUUUCAUAGUCCUUGUCAAGCUCCAGUGAUAGUUCAAUAUGGAGUUUCAUAGUCCUUGUCAAGCUCCAGUGAUAGUUCAAUAUGGAGUUUCAUAGUCCUUGUCAAGCUCCAGUGAUAGUUCAAUAUGGAGUUUCAUAGUCCUUGUCAAGCUCCAGUGAUAGUUCAAUAUGGAGUUUCAUAGUCCUUGUCAAGCUCCAGUGAUAGUUCAAUAUGGAGUUUCAUAGUCCUUGUCAAGCUCCAGUGAUAGUUCAAUAUGGAGUUUCAUAGUCCUUGUCAAGCUCCAGUGAUGGUUCAAUAUGGAGUUUCAUAGUCCUUGUCAAGCUCCAGUGAUAGUUCAAUAUGGAGUUUCAUAGUCCUUGUCAAGCUCCAGUGAUAGUUCAAUAUGGAGUUUCAUAGUCCUUGUCAAGCUCCAGUGAUAGUUCAAUAUGGAGUUUCAUAGUCCUUGUCAAGCUCCAGUGAUAGUUCAAUAUGGAGUUUCAUAGUCCUUGUCAAGCUCCAGUGAUAGCUAAAACAACAAAAAAAUGGCUGUAAAACUAUGUCAGAGCAACAAGAGAAUUGAGCAACGAAAAAAUGACAUUUGAUGGCCCUGACUCUGACAUGGUGGGAGCUGCAACACUGUGUUAUACUGACGUUGCACCACCAGAAUCUUACAGACAUGUCUCUAAGCAACCAUCUAUCUGGCUCAAAUACAUCCACCCCAUCGCAGAGCUCCGGCUCAGUUUUUAUCGUAGGUUCUGAGACUAAGGUGCUGCUAAGUUGUUCUGUCCCAUGAUCUAUCUGCUGUAAAAGCUCAGUUUACUUUUGUUGCAAAUAUUCCUUGCCAUUUAUUAAGCUUGUAUUUUUAUGUGUCAAUGUGGUAUGAAUGAAAAUUCCUUUGUGUCUUUGUUGCACAAACAAUGGAGGACUCAUUUAAAAAGCUUCAAAGCAAGCAGUAUACGACUGUUCCUGUGCAAAUGUUUUUGUUUACAAAUGAAUUAUUAAAGCACAUCCCAUGUGUAUUGUGCAAAACAAUAAUCCGUUUAGUAAAUAUGGAGUCUGGGGGAAUUUUUUCACAUGUUCAUUUAAACAAUAUUCAUGAAUAUUCGUGAAUUGGUUAUAUUGGUAUUAUUAUUUUUUAUGGCUGAGGUAUAAACAUAUAUUAACUGUUUGUAAAGAAUGACAGAACUAUAACCCACAUCUACUGUAUAUAUGGAAUUAUACAACUUGUUUGACAGUCUAAUAAAUGUAUAAACCUAAACAGCAUAUACCCCAUAGAUAUAAUACUAUGGACCCCCAGGUUAAGUUACAAAUCGUUGUUAUCCUGUCACCUAUAUUAACUAGACUAAAUGCUACUCUGAAAUUUUUGCAAGAAGUUGCCCAAAUUGCAACCUCACCCACAAGGUCUUACACACCACACAUUUGGAAUACACAUGAAACAAGAUAAAGAAACGACAUCUUUAUCCAAUGCAAUGC